GCGUCACAGGAAGUUCGUCACAGCAAGUCGCCGGCAACGUUGUCUGCGAUGUCUGCGGCCGUUGUCCAGCAUCGUUGCAAACUCUUUUAACUCUCAUGCUGGUUCACGUAGUGGUGCUAUGUCUUCAGGAAUGGCCGGGCAAACGCCGUGUCUAACCAGCCGAUGGGAUCAACCAGCCCAAUCAAAGCAGGGGGACAGUGGGAAUAUAUCCCAUCGGGUUUCAACGGUUGACAGGACAUCCAGUUUAAGCAGUUCACUUCCUCUCACAGAACAAAAAGAAAGCAUCCCGCCUGGGGCGGAAAAGCCAGAGCCUCAGGGAGGGGUUGAAAUGGCUGCCGCCAUGGCAGCUAAAAUAAAUGCCAUGUUGAUGGCAAAAGGAAAACUUUUGACUCCCCCGCCGUUGUUGACAAAGACCCCCCAAAGUGCACCCGUGCUGCCCCCCACAGAAGAGCUGGUUGUCACUGAGGUUGACAUAAAUGAUGUGCCUCUAAAUUGCAGAGACCUUCUCACGAAAGGCAAAACCCAAGAGGAGAUUCGACUGUGUAGUGGGGCAGUUGUAUCAACCAGAGGACAUUUCAUGUCUGAUGUUGAAAGGGAAAAGUCUGGCGGACAAAGACCUUUGUAUUUGCAUGUCCAGGCAAAGACACAGGAGCAGGUCAAUAAAGCUGUCGCUAGAAUCAAAGAGAUCAUCGCUGAGGAUAUGUUGAGAGCAUCUGCAGCUUCGGGAGGUCAACCAAUGCCCAUUAUUCCCCCACUCACACUGUACCCUCAGCCUCCUCGCCCUAUCAUCCAAACAGCCAACAGCAACUCAACACCGAGUCAAGGGCAUCGGCCAGCAGCUCCUCAUCCAGGGAACUUUGUUCACACAAAGAUCUUUGUGGGCCUGGAACAGUCUGUGCCGUCAUUCAACGUCAAUGAAAAGGUCGAAGGUCCCGGAGGAACAUACUUGGGCCACAUCCAGACAGAAACAGGAGCUCGAGUCUUCCUCAGAGGCAAAGGUUCCGGCUACAUUGAACAAGCAUCCAAACGGGAGUCUUUUGAACCGCUUUACGUAUACAUCAGCCACCCAAACGCAGCUGGACUGGAGGCAGCCAAGCGACUCGCAGAGAGUCUGUUGGAAACUGUGAGAGCCGAGCACGCCCGGUUAAAGUCGUCCUACACAGCCACCGCCUCAACUCAACCAUAUGCAGCUCAUGGAUUUCCACCUAAUAGCAAUUACUCUAGCCAGUCUUCCUGGUAUAACUACCCAGCCAAUGGGUAUGCUGGAGCCUAUUCAGCUUACCCAGGAGCCGGUGGUUAUUGGAGUAAUGCAAAUGGUCCCCAGAGUCAUUCUAACUUGUCGACAACCCCUCCAUCUUCUCAGGCAAUGGUUCAGUAUCCGGUGUGUCCACGGAAGCCAAAUCCAUAUCUUGUGGAGACUGAUGCCAGUAUGAAUACCCAACUCUUGAAUACUCUCCGAUACCAAGGUGUUGGUGGCGGCGAUACAGUGGACGUUGUAGGAUCUUUACACGCUCAGCCGGAGGCAGGAAGUUCAAAUCAGCAGCUCCAUGACGGCACAGAGGCAAAACAGCCUGCCAGCCACUCUCAGGAGGCUCCUGCUCUUCGACAGCCCACAUUUCCUUCCCCCGUCAUCCAAGACAAAGCAGUAGAGAGGAUCCUUAUGCCUCCACCGCCGCCUCCCUUUGCUGCUCUCACCUCUGGCCCGCUGAAGCGAACGAGUGACACGCCGACCCAAGAUCCAGGCAGUCCGCCCAACAGUGACGCAUCUUCGGGUCUUGUUGGAGAUGUGUGCGGGAAGAAGCCCAAAUUGGUGAUAGAUGCAUCAGGGCUGGUGCCCUACGGCGGAGACUCUUCUGACGAGGAAGAGGAGAGGACGCGUAGCAGUAAGAGCAGUAACUCGUGACCCCUUUGGAGAUGCACUUGAAUCUCCCCCAAAAGAAAAAUUCACUUUCACACUCUUGACACACUGCUUUGAGACAAUGUGUUUCUUCAGAUUCCAUUUGAAUGGAAGACGCAUAUUUUCAGUCCUGAUAUAGGCAGGUCAUGUAAAGAAAUCGACAGUUUUAUCCCACAUAGCAAGUUUCGCUACUUGCGAAUUCACCUCUUGGCAGAGUUUUGUGAGAAUCUAUUCUCUGCAAUAUGCUGAGCGCGCACAUAUUCACUGUUUUUGUGCUCGGGCCAAAGCCGCCAUCAUGUGGCAUACAUUGGCAAUUCAAACAUCUGUUUUUGGAGGAGACUGUCAAUUACUCAUGAAUUUUCAAAUAGCAGAGAAAUGUGGAAGAUCUCCGCCGACUACUUCAUAAACACAAUGCAGUGCAUUUUAUUCAAUAUGAAAUUAGUCAUUUGAUGAAGCAAAGGUCAGAGAAAUUCAAUACAAAAAAAAAAACAUAAGUACCAGGAAAGGAAAUUGCAUCCCCCGGCUACCAACUUUAACAGUGUGCUUUUGGUGGAUUUUCCUUUUUUUUUAAUAUGUGUGCAUACAAGUGUUAAAAUGAACAGAAAUUUGAUUCGGCAUGGCAUUUUUAUUUUUGUUGACCACAAAUCAGCCCGCUUUAUUUGUUCUGAAUUGAAUACGGAUCACUUAGAGCUUUUUCUUCUCUCGGAAAAUGAUGGAUGUCUGUUCCCAUGGAAUACUAUAAUAAAAACGCCUACAAAGGA
This is a messenger RNA of Hippocampus comes (tiger tail seahorse), 2658 nucleotides long. Its product is annotated as UPF0469 protein KIAA0907 homolog. NCBI's taxonomy places the organism in Eukaryota, Metazoa, Chordata, Actinopteri, Syngnathiformes, Syngnathidae. The record is from RefSeq and is a predicted model, not a curated record. The transcript has 15 exons. Gene Ontology annotation, cellular component: nucleus. Gene Ontology annotation, molecular function: RNA binding. The coding region runs from base 119 to 1903 and encodes 594 amino acids.